Dinoponera quadriceps is the source of this 1642-nucleotide messenger RNA. Its product is annotated as tRNA pseudouridine(38/39) synthase. Gene Ontology annotation, biological process: tRNA pseudouridine synthesis; mRNA pseudouridine synthesis. Gene Ontology annotation, molecular function: RNA binding; pseudouridine synthase activity. Gene Ontology annotation, cellular component: cytoplasm; nucleus. The record is from RefSeq and is a predicted model, not a curated record. The transcript has 6 exons. NCBI's taxonomy places the organism in Eukaryota, Metazoa, Arthropoda, Insecta, Hymenoptera, Formicidae. The coding region runs from base 270 to 1547 and encodes 425 amino acids.
AGGAAAAUCGGCCAAUCAAGUGUCUAACAUAAAUGACGUCAUAUAACCGCACAGGUCAUGAUUGAUUGAGUCCUGUGCACAUACAUUAUACAACUAUGCAAGUUUGCCGGAUACAGCCUUUACAGAUAACGAUUGUGCACGUGUUUUAAUGAGUAUAACAUAACCUAUAUUUUAUGGCAUAACCUGUAUGUACGUUCCUACUUUAAGAUCAGUUCAAUUCAACUGGAUUCCGAUACCUUACGCCUAACGUUAAUAAUAACGAUAUUAUUAUGGCAAAAGUUUUGCGAAAGAGUGCUAAAACGAAAAAAAGCACGAGAGAGGAACUAGAUCUACUCGAUAAAUCGGAAUUAAUAGAUAGAAUAAUGCAAUUAGAAGCUUAUAACGAACAACUGAAAGCAUUGAUUGCAAAAAGUACGGGUACUAAAUUAGAAGUGAAAGGGAUGUCUGGAAAAGUACAAAAAUCGUUUGAUUUCUCUCGAUGUCAUAAAAGGCAUAUUCUUUUGAAGUUAUAUUAUCUCGGCUGGGAUUAUCAUGGUUUUACUGUACAGGAAGAAAGCAACGACACUAUUGAACAUCACUUAUUCGCAGCUCUUCUAAAAAGCUGUUGCAUAGAAUCUCGUGAAACCUCAAAUUACUCUCGAUGUGGACGAACUGAUAAAGGUGUCAGUUCGUUCUCUCAAGUGAUUUCAUUGGACAUACGUAGUAAGUUGGAGCCUGAGAAACAAAGUAACUUAUCUAAGGAGUUACCUUAUUGUAAAAUAUUGAAUAGAUUGCUGCCAGCUAAUAUAAGAUGUUUAGCAUGGUGUCCAGCACCAUUCGAUUUUUCCGCGAGAUUUGACUGCAAGUACAGAAAAUACAAGUAUUUCUUUCCAAGAGGUGAUUUGGACAUAGAUGCCAUGGACAAAGCAGUCAAAUAUGCUAUAGGGGAUUAUGAUUUUCGUAACAUUUGUAAGAUGGAUGUAGCAAAUGGUGUGACUAAUUUUAAGAGAACAGUAAUUGAUGCGAAGGUCUUCACAAGUAAUCAGUCAGUAGAAAGAUCCACAGGCUACGAAAUAUGCGAACUAGAAAUCACUGCUCAAGCCUUCCUCUGGCAUCAAAUUCGUUGUUUAAUGGGUAUUUUAUUACUGGUUGGACAAAGGAAAGAAGAGCCUGAAAUAAUUUCACAGCUUCUAGAUAUCGAAACCUGUCCACAAAAGCCUCAAUACAAUAAGGCUCAUGAAGUUCCAUUGAAUCUCUGGUUCUCUGAUUAUAAAGAUGUAAAAUGGUUCGUUGAUGAAAACGAGUUAAUAAACACUAUCAAGAUAUUACAGCAAGAUUGGGCUCUCAAUGCCAUCAAAUCUACAAUGAUCAAAAGCAUGUUAUCGGAAUUGGAAUGUAUGGUCAAUUGUAAAAGUACUGAUUUCCAAAACGAUUGCCUACUCCGCGGAGCACAAUCAAGAGUAUAUCAACCAUUGAUGAAGCGAGACAUGUGUAAAAGUUUGGAAAAUAAAAUCAAACAUUAUGAGAAGAAACGUAAAUUCGAGGUCGUGCAUUCCAAUGUUGUGUAAUGUAUGCAUACUACGCUAAUGCAGAGUUUGUAAUGUAUUAAACAUAUACUAACACGUUUAAAUACACACGUUUCUUACUGUAAGUAAAUAUUACA